AGAUGGGAUGUUGCUGCGAGAAUUCCUUACUGAACCUGAUUUGGCUGGUUAUUCUGCCCUGAUUAUUGACGAAGCUCACGAACGUACACUCAGUACAGAUAUACUCUUCGCUCUGGUCAAAGACAUUGCAAGAUUUCGCCCUGAAUUGCGACUGCUCAUCUCCAGUGCAACUAUGGAUGCCGAGAAGUUCAGCGAAUACUUCGACGGUGCUCCGGUUUUCUACGUUCCUGGGCGUCGGUAUCCUGUUGAUAUCCAUUACACCCCCCAACCCGAAGCAAAUUAUCUGCACGCCGCGAUCACCACUGUUUUCCAGAUUCACACUACUCAGCCGAAAGGAGAUGUUCUUGUGUUUUUCACUGGUCAAGAUGAAAUCGAGACUGCGAUGGAAAACAUCAAUGAUACUCUUCAUGCUCUUGGUAACAAGGUUGCGGAGCUCACUGUUUGCCCCAUUUACGCGAAUCUCCCAAGUGAAAUGCAGGCGAAAAUCUUCGAACCUACACCCGAAGGCGCUCGGAAGGUGGUGCUUGCCACAAAUAUAGCGGAGACUUCGAUUACUAUUGACGGAGUUGUCUUUGUCAUUGAUCCUGGAUUUGUCAAACAAAAUUCGUACAAUCCUCGCACCGGGAUGGCAUCAUUGACGGUGGUCCCUUGCUCUCGCGCCUCUGCCAACCAACGGGCUGGUCGGGCUGGCCGCGUGGGUCCUGGGAAGGCCUUCCGAUUGUACACAAAAUGGGCCUUUGCGAAUGAAUUGGAAGAAAACACCGUGCCAGAGAUCCAGCGCACAAACCUUGGAAUGGUUGUUCUGCUUCUUAAGUCCCUCGGUAUCAAUGACCUGAUUGGAUUCGAAUUCAUGGAUCCCCCGCCGGGCGAGACUUUGAUGAGGGCGUUGGAAUUGUUAUAUGCGCUUGGUGCAUUGAACGACAGAGGCGAACUGACGAAGCUCGGCAGAAGAAUGGCUGAGUUCCCGGUCGAUCCAAUGCUCAGUAAGGCUAUCAUUGCAAGCGAGGAUUAUCAUUGCACGGACGAGGUCCUGUCUAUUGUGUCGAUGCUCAGCGAGUCCUCGUCUCUGUUCUAUCGACCAAAGGAUAAGAAGAUGCACGCGGAUAAGGCACGGGCGAACUUCGUACGACCGGGGGGUGAUCACUUCACGUUACUGAACGUAUGGGAGCAAUGGGCAGAAUCCAAUUAUUCUCAGACAUUUUGCUACGAACAAUUCUUGCAGUUUAAAGUUCUGUCCCGCGUCCGGGACAUUCGGGAUCAGCUCGCGGGCCUGUGCGAACGAGUGGAAGUCGUAGUACAGGGCAAUCCAAACGCCACGGACAUCACGCCCAUUCAAAAGGCGAUAACUUCGGGGUAUUUCUAUUGCACGGCCCGCAUGCAGAAGAGCGGUGAUUCUUACCGAACUAUGAAGACACAACAGACCGUCUAUAUUCACCCGUCAUCAAGUCUAUUUCAACAUCAACCACCGCCUAAAUUCGUCCUGUACUAUGAACUUGUUCAGACAACGAAGUCAUACAUGAGACAGCUAAUGGACAUCAAGCCUCAAUGGCUUCUUGAAGUGGCGCCUCACUUUUUCAAACCAACGGAUCUCGAAGAGAUGGCGGCCGCUAGCAGGAAAUUGCCAAGGACAGUUGGCACAUCAAACUCUGCCAACCCCAGGGACUAGUUUUGUCUGGCGUCUGAGAAUUUUUAUUUUACUUAUCCGCUUCGACUCCGAUGACAUGCUUUGAGGGAAUUGUCCCUUGGGCACGUACCCUGUGGAUAUAUACAGAUCAACAUAUUCAAUUUGCUACGGCAUUCGGAAGGAUCACCAUCAAGUGACCGAUUAAGCAGCCAUUAGAAGUGCCGCGGAGCAUUAUCCAUCCCCUAUCAGAAGUAUUAGCCCUGUGAUUC
This is a messenger RNA of Cantharellus anzutake, 1893 nucleotides long. Its product is annotated as mRNA splicing factor RNA helicase. Lineage: Eukaryota; Fungi; Basidiomycota; Agaricomycetes; Cantharellales; Hydnaceae. The transcript has 11 exons. Gene Ontology annotation, molecular function: RNA binding. Gene Ontology annotation, cellular component: catalytic step 2 spliceosome; intracellular anatomical structure. The record is from RefSeq and is a predicted model, not a curated record. Bases 8 to 1666 code for a protein of 552 amino acids.